This is a messenger RNA of Aegilops tauschii subsp. strangulata, 1583 nucleotides long. RefSeq lists its product as uncharacterized. The record is from RefSeq and is a predicted model, not a curated record. Gene Ontology annotation, molecular function: protein binding. NCBI's taxonomy places the organism in Eukaryota, Viridiplantae, Streptophyta, Magnoliopsida, Poales, Poaceae. Gene Ontology annotation, cellular component: mitochondrion.
UCCACCCCUACCGACUUCCGCUGGGUUUACGCUUCCAUCGAACCGGACUCUGGACACGUCGCCUCUGCUCUCCCUAGACCCUUCUCCCCCGCCGCUUCCACCACCAGAGCAGCGCAGGUGGCAGCCAUGAACGCGAUUCGGUCGGCCCUCGCGAGGGCGCUCUCCGCCCCGAAGCCUCGGCCGCCGCUGGCGCGCCACUACGCCGCCGUCGGCGAAACGCAGCCGGAGAGGGUGGCGGCGGAGAUGGUCCGCUACGCCCUCGGCGGCGCCGGGCAUCAGAGCCCGUCAGAGGACGCGAUGCGGAUACUGGAGCAGGGGGCGUCGAACCUGCAGGGCGGCGGCGAGGGCGCCGCCGAGGCCGUGAGCUUGCUCAUGCUCGCCAUGUCCACGCUGCUCUACAGGAGUGGAAGACGCGAAGAUGCAAUGGAAAAGCUCAAAGCAACCCAGCAAGUCGCUCCUUCUGCAGCCUUCAGAGUUGCUGCUUGGGAAGCACUAAUGGGAAUUCGCAUGGAAGCAAGCCAGGAUGUCUCCUCAUCGAUGUCCCCGAAUGAUUCGGUUGAUUUGUCAAUCAAAGAAGAAGAAAUCAAAUGGUCUGAUCAGGAUGAUCUGAAAUUUCGGGUUGAUGCAAUCAAAGGACUUGCUGCUCUUCUAAAUGGAGAGAUAGACUCAGCCCAGACGCUCUUUGGUGGGCCCAACAGUUGCUAUGCUGCAGUAGGCAAUAACCAAACAGAAAAUGCUGCCUUUACAUAUGGUGAAUAUCUGCACUGUACUGGGGAUUUUCCUUUGGCAACACAAAUGUAUGAAAAGGUUCUUGAGGCAGCAAGCAGAGAAGAUAUAUCUGGAAAUCUGUUAGCAGCUGGAAACAUGGCUCCUGAGGAGGUUUCUCUGGGUGCCACUUGCUCAUACGGCCAGCUUUUAUCUCAUUCUGGGAAGUUUGACGAGGCAGAGGACUAUCUCACAAGAGCACUACAGAAGGCUGAAGAACAAUUCGGUUCAAAUCACCCAAAGGUUGGUAUGGUAUUGACCUGUGUAGCCAGGAUGUAUAAACUGAAAGCAAAAUCUGAAGGUUCUAGUUCAAUAAUGGUUCAGGAGGGGCUAUAUAGGAAGGCCCUAGAAGUAUUGAAAGCACCUGCCAUCAAUUCUGAGGGCACAAGAAGGCAAGUCGAUUGGAGAGAUAUCAUAUCCUUGGCUAGAGGCGAGUAUGCGGAACUGUUGCUUAUUCAGUCAAAUAGAAAGGCAGAAGGUGAGCGAAUGAAGGAGUGGGCAGAAGAUGCCUGGAAGAAUCGUAGAUCAACACUGGCCCAAGCAUUGGAGAUUUCAGAAGUUUCAAAGCCUACGGUGGUUGAUACCCGUAUCGGCAGGGUCAUAUGGCUUCCAUGACGGUCCGAGGAAAGUUACUAUGCAAUAAUCUGUGAACUCAACACUAAUGUAACAUAGGUUCUCCAUGGAUUUGCCUACGCUCUGCAUGUGUUUCUGAUCUUUGGCGGAGAGCACCCUUGCAAAUCCAGUACAUCGAUCAUGCUGCGCUCUUUUGUUAUUUUAUAACUGGAAAACAACUCGAUUGUUGGCUUGCUCGUUCAAAA